CUUUUGUUUCCACUCACGUCAAACUCGUGGUCAUGGCGGACAAUCCCAAAAUGUCGGUGGAUACCACUCAGCACAAGGAGGAGUUUCACGGCGAUGAAAAGGCCGACAUCCAACACUCCGAGGUCUUGGCCAACCCCGAUCUCUUGCACGAGGCCUUUGAUGGCGAGAACCGUGAACAUGAGUUGGGUGUAUGGGAAGCGGCCAAGAAGCACCCCUGGGCUUGCUUGUGGGCAUUCAUCAUGUGUUUUACCAUUGUCAUGGAAUCGUUCGACAUGUUCCUCAACACCAACUUUGUUGCCUUGAAAGCGUUCCAAGCACGUUACGGGGUCCAAGUCUCAGCUACGGAAUAUGUCAUCCCCACUAGAUGGCAAAGUGCGCUCUUCCAAUCCGGCCAGUGCGGUGCCUUUAUCGGGGUUUUCAUGGCCGGACCCAUCACCAGCCGCCUGGGCUACCGCUGGACCACCAUCCUGGCUCUGAUAAUGAUGAACGGCGCGAUUUUCAUUUCCUUCUUUGCCGAGUCCCUCACAGUGCUGGUGAUCGGACAAGCAUUUGAAGGUGUUCCCUGGGGAUUCUUCAUCGCCAACUCCCCCGCCUAUGCCAGUGAAAUCGUGCCCCUGCCCCUACGAGGUGCCUGCACCGCCACUCUGCAGAUGAGCUGGUCAAUUGGUUCCAUCAUUGUCGCCGCCGCCAGCUAUGGCUACAACGGGCGAGCCGACCAGUGGGCCUGGCGAGCCCCUCUGGCCUUGCAGUGGAUCUUCCCAACCCCCCUCUUGAUCUUCGUCUUUCUCGCCCCUGAAUCUCCGUGGUGGCUGAUUCGCCGCGGUCGCAAGGAGGAGGCCAUUCGCUCCAUCCAGCGCCUCGGCACCAAAGACACUGAAGAAGCCCACCAGACCCUGGCCAUGAUGGAGCGAACCAUUGAGAUCGAACAGGAGAUGGGUGGUGCGCCGACUCUCCUCGACCUGUUGAAGGGAACUGAUUUGAGGCGAACCAUCAUCACCUGCCUGGUCUACGCGUCCCAGAAUUUCGCGGGUAACCUGAUUGCCAACCAGGCCACCUACUUUUUCGAGCAGGCCGGCAUUUCCACCGGAAAGGCGUUCGAGCUCAAUCUGAUUAACUCAUGUCUGCAAUUCGUGGCCAACGGAUGCUCGUGGUUUUUGAGCGCAUGGUUCGGCCGUCGAACCAUCUACCUCUGGGGCACGGCCACCAACGUCACCCUCCUCUUUAUUCUCGGCAUCUGCGCCUCUGUCACCCAGACCCACGCCACCAACUAUGCCCAGGCCUGCUUGGGAGUCAUUAUCUCCUUCGUCUUCGCCGGGACACAGGGGCCGAUCUCCUACACCAUCAUUUCCGAGACCUCCUCCGUGCGUCUUCGCGCGUUGAGCACCGCCGUCGGUCGUGCCGCCUACUACGUUGCGGAGAUUCCGAUGAUCUAUCUGUCGUCGAGGAUGCUCAACACCACCGGGUGGAACCUGGCCGGCAAGUGCGGUUAUGUCUGGGGAGGUACCGCCACCUUCUGCUGGGUGAUGGCGUACUUCUUCUUGCCCGAGCUCAAGAACCGCUCGUACCGUGAAACGGACAUCCUGUUCAAUCGCAAGAUUUCUGCUCGGAAGUUCAAGUCGACCGUCAUUGGGGUGGAAGAAAACGAGUAAGGCAGGGAACGUACACGAAGGAGCGAAGCCUGUGUAUCCGCUGAGGGUUGUG
Messenger RNA from Aspergillus sclerotioniger CBS 115572, 1701 nucleotides. RefSeq names its product putative MFS maltose transporter. Gene Ontology annotation, cellular component: membrane. The transcript has 5 exons. The coding region runs from base 51 to 1649 and encodes 532 amino acids. NCBI's taxonomy places the organism in Eukaryota, Fungi, Ascomycota, Eurotiomycetes, Eurotiales, Aspergillaceae. Gene Ontology annotation, molecular function: carbohydrate:proton symporter activity. The record is from RefSeq and is a predicted model, not a curated record. Gene Ontology annotation, biological process: carbohydrate transport; transmembrane transport.